Hemicordylus capensis (graceful crag lizard) is the source of this 4398-nucleotide messenger RNA. It is a transcript of the gene TPRN, whose product is annotated as taperin. Lineage: Eukaryota; Metazoa; Chordata; Lepidosauria; Squamata; Cordylidae. The coding region runs from base 225 to 2813 and encodes 862 amino acids. Gene Ontology annotation, molecular function: phosphatase binding. The record is from RefSeq and is a predicted model, not a curated record. The transcript is spliced from 4 exons.
CUCUCGCAACCAAUCCGAAGCUUAGCUAGCAGCAGCGGGGCGGAGCGGCCAACUUCCCACCCAAUCCGGCGCUCCGCUUUCCCAGCCGGCGCACCUUUGACCCAAAAGAGCGCCCGACGAGCCGCGUCCGUAAGCCACUGGGGAAGCUCCCCCAGGAAAGAGGCGGGGCCGCCCCUCCUCUGACCCAACCAGCCGCAAGCUCGAGCGCCCGAACGUCUCGCCCAAUGGGCGCCCCGCGAGCCGCACCCUUGCCCAAUGGGAACCGUCCCUUCUCAGCCGGGGGCGGCCUUCGACCCUCCCUCCCAAUCAGCGCGGCCGCCGCUUCAGGGAAAAGGCCCAAUGGGCGUCGUCGGAACCCAGCCUCUGCCCAAUGGGCGGCGCUGCUGCCGCUGAGCGCUGGAGGAGAAGCUCGAGUCCUCCCCCGCCGGCACUGUGAGGCGGUCGGAGGAGUCCGCUGGCCGGCCGCCGCCGCCGCCUCCUCCUCCUCCCGUUGCUGCGCCGCCGCCGCCGCCAUGAGCGGCCCUCUGGCCUCGGGGCUGCCGGCCUGGAAGCGGGCCCUCCUGGAGAGGAAGCGGGCCAAGCUGGCCGCCGGGGUGGAGCCGGAGCGGGGCCGCCCGGCGGAGCAGCCGCUGCCGCCGACCUCGGAGGGCGAGGAGGAGGCGGCGGCGGCGGCGGCUGGGCCGGCGGAGCGGCUGGUGGUGGCCGAGAGCCUGGGCCCCCUGCGGGAGAACCCCUUCAUGCGGCUGGAGAGCGAGCGCCGGCGGCGGCGGAGGCGCUUCCUCCUGCCCCCGCUGCCCCUCCCCCCCGCCGCCUCCUCCCCCGAGCCCCCGGCGCCGACCCCCCCGCCGCCGCCCUCCCCCUCCUCCGCGGAGCCCCCGGCCCUGGCCCAGCUGCUGGAGCUCUACAGCUCCGUCCCGGGCAUCCGCACCAUCCGAGCCGACAACAUCCUCAUCAUCGAGUCCCGCGAGGCCGAGGCAGCCCCGCCAGCCCCGCCUGGGCACCCCCACACCGGGGGCGACAGUGGCACCGACAGCGCCGACUCCCCACGGUGGGCGCCUCGGCCGGGGCCCCCCCUGGGCCCGCCGUCCCCCCACGCCGGCAGCGGCUGGGACGCCUUCCGGGAGCUGCUGUCCCGCAGCGGGUCCGCUGUCACCGAGAUCCGCGCUGCCGAGGUGGUCAUCUACGAGCCCCAGCCUCCGUCUUCGCCAACGGCGGCCGCCGGGCUUGGGGGCUCCGGGUCGGAGCCCGGCAGGGUCAGCCGGCUGCUGCAGAAGUUCGACCGCCGGGGCAACGUGGCGAGAGGAAGGUGGCGGGGCGGAGAUGCUCCUCAGCCAGAACCGGCGGUGCCAAAUCCUUCGCUGGAGAAGGCUCUCUCGUCGCCCACUGCCCGACCCGGGCUGGGUCUUGGUUCUCCACGGGGGCUCCAGCCCGGCGGCUUCAUGCAGAAGAUCGGCUCCAAUUCGUUCACGGUGAACCCCCGGGGGUGCCGCCCCGGUCCCCUCGUUCCCAGGCCCAUAGCCCCUGUGCUCAGCAACGGGCCCGUGGAGUCGAAGGUGGCUACUGUGCUACCAGCUCCGUCCGGGGGCAGAAGUCGGCAGGGGGCAGCUGCCCCAAAGCCCGUGCCAUCUCCAAGCGCCAAUGCGGCUUCUCUGAACCAAGCCAACGCAUGGAAGCCAAAGCCCGAGGGAGCUGUCGAGAUCCCGCUGCCCCCGCAGUCUAGUGCCAGUCUGGAGAGCAGUGCCACAGCCAGCUGGUCCCAGUCUACACCUCACUCCAGUUCCAACUGCUCUUUUGAGAUCCACCCGGCCCCCAAGCCGGACCUGGCUGCCAUUCCUGCCCACGAUCUCAAAGCACAGGCCUUGGCCAGCCUGCGUCUCAACUCCCGCAACUCUUUUCUCUUUGUUCCCCGCCGGAAAGGGGAUGCUGCUAGCCCCCCGGAACCCACUGAAGUCCCCCCAUCUUUGCCAGGAGGGGCCUUGCCACCUGCCCCCAAGAAGCCAGCCGAGACUUUGGUGCCUGUGACCUACAUUGACGAGGACUUGGUGGAGCUGGAUGCUGACUUGCCCCCACUGAAAGUCCUGAGCCCUCGGCUUGAGGGUUUUGAUGUGCUCCAAGAAAGUAAUUCUUCCCUGGAGAUGGAGGACUCUGCUGUGCCGAUGUACAAGCCCCACGUGGCUGGCUUUGCUCCUUCUCAGAAAGGCAGCAACACCUUCACUGUCGUGCCCAAAAGGAAGCCCCCCAGUGCUGGACUAGAGACCUUCAGAAGAGCUCAGCUGCUGCUGGAGGAGGAGGAGGAAGAGGAGGAAGAAAUCCGAGCCAAAGUCAGGACUGAUGCGCCCCACCAGGAGUUGGGUCAUCUGCUGAAAAAGCGCUACCCCACUGUGAAUGAGAUUGAGGUGAUAGGGGGCUACCUCUCCCUGGAUAGGUCCUGUAUGAGCAAGUCGGGCUCUCAGCGCAAAAAGAUGAAGAUCUCCUUCAAUGAGAGCAGCCUGCAAACCAUGUUUGAAUACCCAUCGGAGAGCUCCUUGGUUGAGGAGGAAGAAGAGGACGAGGACGAGUAUGCUACAGAAGUGGAUGAGACGCCUGCAUCUCUGGGUCCUCACUCGAACGGAAACAACUCAGGGUUAUCAAGUUACACCCCAAAGCACUCCACAGAAUUCAGCAAGUGGCAGAAGGAGCAAUAUGAGGAGAUGCCUCCAAGCACAGGGGCCUUCCCAUGGGACGCUGACCUGCCUGGCAACCAAGUCAUGCUUACCCCAGCAGACAAGAGCAGCCUCUCUGACUUCAGUAGUGAACCUGCCCUGUACUUCUAGGCUUGAGCUGGUGCUGAAAAGAGACCACUCUCCUGUCCCCAGCGGCCUUGCGUCUGGGCAUCUGCAGCAGCACUUCCGGGGCGGGUUGGGCGGGCACUUGGAGCCAAGCCUCUCUUCCCUUAUCAGGUACUAAGAAGCCAUGGGUGGGGACGAGGCAUUCUUGUACUUACACUGGAUUCUGGGACACACCAUGUCCCAAGGCAGCUCGCUGCUUCUACUGGUGGCCUUAAUAGCUCUUGCUCGAAACCCAGCUUUGAAAGCAGAUCCUCAUGUCUGGAGGCGGAGCUGGACUCUAUCUCAGCUGCUGAAAGUCUGUGGCUUUUCUUCUCACUCGGCCGUGCUGCUCCCUUGGCAAUUAGCUUGAUGUUGGAGCCUUGCAAAUGAGCCGCGAUUUGACAGCAGUGACUGAAUGGAAAACACCGACUGGGAAUUCACCUGCGGGGGGGAAGGAGGGCUUGUGAGGAGGCCCUUAUGGCAGGCCUGUUCGGAGUCGGAUGCUUCCACUCCACAGAUAGGUUAGUGACGUUGCCUGCUCUGGUAGGUUAGUGACAAGGGUGAAGAGGGAUGGAAGGAAUUGUUCUGUUACUUUAAAAGAAGUAAACUUGAGAAUAGUUGAGCUUGGUUCCAAGGACUGAUCGUCGGGGUGUGCCCUUCCUUGCAGUGGCAAAGGUAGCUUUAAAGGGACAACACAUGGCAACAUCUUAUGCUUUCCUGAACUGUGUGGAGAGCCAGUCAUCUCUACGAACCUCCAGCUGUCCACACAAGCUUGCCACACUGUGGCUCUAAAUAAGCGGUUGCCCUGUGGCUGCCAGUUCUGACUCAGUGACCCCAAGGAGAACUCCAGUGGCUGGGGAAACACAGUCUUUGUUCUGGUCCUCUUCCUCUGUCACGGUGGUUGGAGUCCAGGCUCCCUAGCCCCUCGGGUGGCUGUUGGGUCAGCCCAGUUCCUUGGCUGAAGAUGGGGCGGGGACUCGUGGCGCUCUAAUCCUUCCACUCCUGGUUGCAUCACGAUCUCCCACUCCUGUAUUCUCCAGAAGCGACUUGUGUGGUCUCCUGCCAGAGGGUUAUGCUAUGUUCAGUUUGCUCCUGCAGAAACUGUUGUACCAGUCAGUGAGCAAAUUCUCUGGCUCUGUUCAGGUUACCAAAGCGAGACUGAAGUACUGUAGCCUAGCAUCCAAAAAGCACUCUCUGCAAAAACAGAAUGUUGAUCUGCACUCCUGAGGUUUGAUAGAAAUACGGUCAAAAAGUCUGUGGUUUGUGUGUCAAUAAGUGAUCCUCGCGUUCAGCCUACUCCAAAGGACCAAGAUUUCUGCUCUUGAAACCUACUGUCUGUCUCUUCUUGUUUCAAAUGUCAAAUCAGAUUGAGCUAAUUUACUGUGGUGAAUUAGAAGAUGCUCCUGUAUUUUGCACUUGAUUACAAUUUAUUAGCCGAGGGGGCGGGAAUCUGAGAUCAUCUGCUCAGCUGACCAUUGAUGCUGGGUCUGGCUGGAGGGGCCAAACUCCUGUCUUUGUCAUCCCCCUUUCCCCUGGAAUGGUGUCACUUUGUGCUUCCAAAGCUCAUUAAACUACACAAGUGAUUUCUUCA